AUGGUGCCGCCGCCACCCACCAACAAGCCGCACGUGUGCCUGUCCACCAUCCUGAUCAUGAGCAGCAUGGCGCUGAUGGACGCCUACCUGGUGGAGCAGAACCACGGCCCGCGCAAGAUCGGCAUCUGCAUCAUGGUCACCGUGGGCGACCUGUGCUUCCUGAUCGUGCUGCGCUACGUGGCCGUGUGGGUCGGCGCGGAGGUGCGCACGGCCAAGCGCGGCUACGCCAUGAUCCUCUGGUUCCUCUACAUCUUCGUGCUGGAGAUCAAGGUCUACUUCAUCUACCAGGCCUACAAGGCGGACCGCAAGAGCCUGGACGCGCUGGCCCGCAAGGCCCUGACGCUCAUCCUCUCGGUCUGCAUACCGGUGCUGUUCGUCAUCCUGGUGGCCAUAGACCACAUGGAGUACGUGCGGGCCUUCAAGAAACGCGAGGAGAUACGCAACCGCCUCUUCUGGGUGGUGGUGGACCUCUUGGACGUGCUGGACAUCCAGGCGAACCUGUGGGAGCCCCAGAAGAAAGGGCUGCCGCUGUGGGCCGAGGGGCUCAUGUUCUUCUACUGCUACAUCCUGCUGCUGGUGCUGCCGUGCGUCUCGCUGAGCGAGAUCAGCAUGCAGGGCGUCAACAUAGUGCCGCACAAGAUGAUGCUCUACCCCAUCCUCAGCCUGGUCACCAUCAACGUGGUCACGCUCUUCAUACGCGGCAGCAACAUGCUGCUCUACAAGGACAACCGGGUCUCGGGCAUCCUCAUAGGCAAGAACGUGCUGGCCAUCAUCCUCAAGACGUGCAGCUUCGUGCAGUACCGGCGGCAGCUGCAGAGCGCGCCGCCGGCGUUCGGCAUGGAGCUGCAGAAGAAUGUCCACCAGCACCACCAGGCGGCGGCUAUGCCCAAAGGGCGGCCCGUCGUGCCGGUGACUUCCACACAGGUGCACCACACCUUGCAGGAGCAGACUCCUUUGCCCGAGGUGACCCCGUGCGAGCACACAUGA
Molecule: messenger RNA, 987 nt
Organism: Engraulis encrasicolus (European anchovy)
Lineage: Eukaryota; Metazoa; Chordata; Actinopteri; Clupeiformes; Engraulidae
Product: transmembrane protein 121
Exons: 1
Coding region: 1-987 (328 amino acids)
Source: RefSeq, a predicted model, not a curated record